Cokeromyces recurvatus is the source of this 696-nucleotide messenger RNA. RefSeq lists its product as uncharacterized. NCBI's taxonomy places the organism in Eukaryota, Fungi, Mucoromycota, Mucoromycetes, Mucorales, Mucoraceae. The coding region runs from base 1 to 696 and encodes 231 amino acids. The transcript has a single exon. The record is from RefSeq and is a predicted model, not a curated record.
AUGACAUCGACUAUAGGAUAUACAAGAGUACCAUUUUGCUCUAUUGCACCAGUUCAACGAGUUCAUAAUCAUCAAGUAGUAUCAAAUAAUCAUAAAUCAGGAUAUCAUCGUAUCUUUUCUAGAGAAGCAGUACAAUCAAAUGGAAUAAUCGAGUUAAUUAAAGAUAAAAAGUCAAUGAUGAUAUCGAAUAGUAGUAAAAUUAUCAUUAAUACAAAUAACAAUAGACAAGAGCAACAAGAAUCUAUCUAUCUUUGUAUUGAUAUGAAAGAAGAAGAAGGCUAUUUUGAUUGUUCUUUUACUACAAAAAGUAGAGAUAUUCAAUCAUUAAUCGACUCUAUCACACAGAUAGCUUAUAAAAGAUCUAUCAAAUUUGUAAAUAUAAUUGAACUAUUAAAGCAAUUACAAAGAUAUCAAGAUCAAUACUCAUUUGUGACUUGUUUUGAUAAACAACAUCAACGUAUCUUGAUUUAUUUUCCCAGUAAUCUUUCAAGGAAUAAUACAAAUCAAAUACGUUUAUGGUUAAAUAGCAUUGGAAUUGAUAUCAAUUCACAUAAAGAUUGGUCAUUAUCUUCUGCUAAAAACAACUUGGAACAUGUUGAUAAGAACUAUUUCAAUGAUAUAUUCAAUUUUAUAAAUCAGGUGGAUACAUUAAUAGAAUCAAAUGAAUUAUUUUCACAUAAACAUUCUUCCUCGUGA